AUGCGUAUCGUAUUGUCCCAAGAGCCCGAUGCCACCUUUUUCGAGUCAUGCGAGAACACCACUGGAUUGACCCAGUUGCUAUGGCCCUCUAGCACUCGCUCGCAUUCGCCUGUCUCUGCAUUCCAGAUCCGUAUUGUCUUAUCAUCAGAGCCUGAUGCUACCUUUUUCGAGUCAUGCGAGAAUACCACCGACCUGACAUCGUCGCUAUGGCCCUUCAGCUCUCGCUCGCAUUCGCCUGUCUCUGCAUUCCAGAUCCGUAUUGUCUUGUCAGAAGAGCCCGAUGCCACCUUUUUCGAGUCAUGCGAGAACACCACCGAGUUGACGAUGUGGCUAUGGCCCUCUAGCACUUGCUCGCACUCGCCCGUCUCGGCAUUCCAGAUCCGUAUUGUCUUAUCCCAAGAACUUGAUGCCACCUUUUUCGAGUCAUGCGAGAACACCACCGACCUAAUAUCGUCGCUAUGGCCCUCUAGCACUUGCUCGCAUUCGCCCAUCUCGGCAUUCCAGAUCCGUAUCGUAUUAUCAUCAGAGCCUGAUGCCACCUUUUUCGAGUCAUGCGAGAACACCACCGAGUUGACGAUGUGGCUAUGGCCCUCUAGCACUUGCUCGCAUUCGCCUGUCUCUGCAUUCCAGAUCCAUAUCGUAUCGUCAUCAGAGCCUGAUGCCACCUUUUUCGAGUCAUGUGAGAAUACCACCGAGUUGACGAUGUGGCUAUGGCCCUCUAGCACUCGCUCGCACUCGCCCGUCUCGGCAUUCCAGAUCCGUAUCGUCUUAUCAUCAGAGCCUGAUGCCACCUUUUUCGAGUCAUGCGAGAACACCACCGACCUAAUAUCGUCGCUAUGGCCCUCCAGCUCUCGCUCGCAUUCGCCUGUCUCUGCAUUCCAGAUCCAUAUUGUCUUAUCAUCAGAGCCUGAUGCUACCUUUUUCGAGUCAUGCGAGAAUACCACCGACCUGACAUCGUCGCUAUGGCCUUUCAGCUCUCGCUCGCAUUCGCCUGUCUCUGCAUUCCAGAUCCGUAUUGUCUUGUCAGAAGAGCCCGAUGCCACCUUUUUCGAGUCAUGCGAGAACACCACCGAGUUGACGAUGUGGCUAUGGCCCUCUAGCACUUGCUCGCAUUCGCCUGUCUCUGCAUUCCAGAUCCAUAUCGUAUCGUCAUCAGAGCCUGAUGCCACCUUUUUCGAGUCAUGUGAGAAUACCACCGAGUUGACGAUGUGGCUAUGGCCCUCUAGCACUCGCUCGCACUCGCCCGUCUCGGCAUUCCAGAUCCGUAUCGUAUCGUCAUCAGAGCCUGAUGCCACCUUUUUCGAGUCAUGCGAGAAUACCACCGAGUUGACGAUGUGGCUAUGGCCCUCUAAAGUCAAUAAGCAUGCAUCCCAGUUUUCUUUAACCUUUGGUAAAUUGCUUAUCCAUUUUGGAAUAAAGUUCUCGAAUGUCCUUCGCAUGACACUCUUCCUUGGGGCAAAAGCCAGGCAACAAUAA
Messenger RNA from Fusarium graminearum PH-1, 1476 nucleotides. RefSeq lists its product as uncharacterized. The transcript has a single exon. The record is from RefSeq and is a predicted model, not a curated record. The coding region runs from base 1 to 1476 and encodes 491 amino acids. Lineage: Eukaryota; Fungi; Ascomycota; Sordariomycetes; Hypocreales; Nectriaceae.